This is a messenger RNA of Guillardia theta CCMP2712, 495 nucleotides long. RefSeq lists its product as hypothetical. The transcript is spliced from 6 exons. Gene Ontology annotation, molecular function: RNA binding. The annotation marks the transcript as partial. NCBI's taxonomy places the organism in Eukaryota, Cryptophyceae, Pyrenomonadales, Geminigeraceae. The record is from RefSeq and is a predicted model, not a curated record.
AAAAUCUUCAUCGGUGGAUUACCUACAGAGACCACUGAUUUUGAUCUCAAAAAUUAUUUCGUGAGAUUUGGUGUCCUGGCCGAUGUUGUAGUGAUGAAAGAUAAGCUCACUGGGAAUGGAAGAGGUUUCGGGUUUGUGACUUUUGAAGAUCCUGAAGUUGCAGAAAAAGUUGUAGCAGCAAGGCACACUAUCAGGGGCAGAUCGGUUGAAGCCAAACUUGCCAUCCCUCGUGGUGAGGCUCCUGGACCUCGAUCCGAUCCAAGCGAUCGAGUAACAAAGAUUUUUGUUGGAGGCUUGGCAAGCACUGUCUCCGAAGCCGAUUUCAAGAAUUACUUCUCAAGAUGGGGCAAAAUCAUGGAUGCUCAGAUCAUGGUCGAUCACAAUACGAAGAGGAGUCGUGGAUUCGGCUUCAUCACCUUUGAGUCGUACAAAUCUGUAGAGGAUGUGAUUCGCAUUCGUAAUCAUGAGAUUAAGGUAUUCAUGUUUCUUUUCUGA